UCUCUCGUCCUAUCCCUCCCUCCUCUCGCCCGUUCUCUUCCUUCGUGCAAACAGAGGCAAGACUUCGCCGUCGCCUUCCGCGCGAUAACCGCGCACGGACGAGCGAACGAGCGAUUUUCCGCUCCUCGUUCCUCCGCGGAACUCGCUUUCGCCCUGAAGUUAGCCGUCGUUGCGAUUGGGCGGGUCUCUCUCUCACUUGCUCCCUCACGCGCACGUUUUCGCAGUACGCGUUUAGGCUCGUCCGUGUCAGGCGUGUAUGCCGUGCGCGUUUUUCUCGUCUGUAUCGCGCCUUCGUUUUUUCUCUCUUUAUCUGCCCGUCUCUCGUUUCUCUGUUCCUUCUCCUCUUUCUCUCGCUUCUCCGCCCGUUUCGCUCCCUUCUCCCUUCUUCCCUCCGUCCUUCGCGCGAGCGCGAUCGUGCGUGUUCCGUGCAUACGCUCUCGAUCUACGCGCGAAUGGAUUUCCGCGGCCUAUUUCGACCAAUUAAACGGCCAGCAUGACAUCAGAGCAGACGGCCACUCUCGUUGCAUCGCGGCCCAGCAUUCCUAUCAAUUUGCGGGGCCCAUCGGGGCGGGGUGGAGUGGGGCGGUCGGACGGGCGAAACACCCUCCUUCGCUCGCCCUGAUUAUCGCCCCGUUAGCCUCCGUCAAGAAUAAUCGCGUACCGCGAGCUUCUUUUCACGAAUCUUGAACGGUCCUCGCUUCUUCUUCUUUAGGAUGGAAUGGGUGGAGAUCAUAGAGCCGCGCACCAAGGAACACAUGUACGCUAACCUCACCACCGGAGAAUGCGUAUGGGAUCCACCACCAGGUGUACCUGUGAAAAAGACGGACAACAAUCAGUGGUGGGAGCUAUUCGAUCAGAAUACCUCGCGUUUUUAUUAUUACAACGCGACUUCGCAGAAAACCGUGUGGCACCGCCCGAUCGACUGUGACAUCAUACCAUUGGCGAAAUUACAGACUUUAAAACAGAACACGGAGCCUGCGAGCGGUAGCACAUCCGAGACUCAGAAAGUGACUGAACCGAGAAAGAAGGAAUCCGUUUCAACACAGACGCAAACUCCCUCAGUCAGUCGGUCGACGCGUUUUAAUCACCAGGAGAAUACGAAUCUGGCUCCGACAUUGCAAGCUCUUUCUCUUGGUAGCGCGAACAAAACGCGGACCUCUGCAGUCGGCGUUGACCUUCAGACUUCUCCUCCUUCUCCGUCUCCGUCGUCGAGACGACACCAUCACCAUCACCAUCAUCACAACAACAGGCACCACAGGCACCAUGACGUACCUACGGCGCGUACCAGCAGGCAGCAUAAUCACUCGCAGGACUCUGGCAGAUCCAGUGACAGUUCCGUCUCACACAGCAGGACCUCGUUGGAAUCGAGCAGUUAUCGUCUGUUGGACUCACCACACAGACAUCAUCAUCGUUCGGCCGCCCAGACGCCGGCGAGCACCGCACAAUCCUCCCCCAGACAACACGGCAGUGGUACCCUGGAGGCGAGAUGCCACAAAAGCGGAACUCUGGAGAGCGUGAAGAACCAGAAGUCCGUUUCAAUGGGAGAACCACCGCCGCUCGGGUUGUCACUCUCAACUAGCACGCCCCUUUUCAAGAAGAAAACGUUCACUGAUCCGCAACGCGAGGGGAGAGCAGGAAACUUGGAUUUAGACAAAAGUAAAAAUGGUAGAGAAAGUAGUAGAGGCUCUUAUGGUCCCGAGCCGAGCACCUCGCCGUAUCGCGAUUCCCUAAUGGAAUCCCGAGUCUUCAGGCAAGAAAUGCCGCCAUAUCGUCCGCCGGAAGUCCAACUUAGCCAUAGUUAUAAGUCGCAGGGUGAAAAGUAUGGUUCCUUGAUGGAGAGUGGCAAUCGUUACCAUAGGGAUAGAGAGCGGGAGAUGCAGCAGCAGCAGCAACAACAGCAGCAGCAGCAGCAUCGAGAGCGAGUGAACAGUCUCGACAAGACGAACUCGCCGUCAGCCUUUUAUCCAAGUUCCGUGCACCCCAGAAAUAUGAAUAAGCAGCAGCAGGAUAAUACGGGUAGUAUAGGUAGAAGGCAUCACGGAUGCUCGGCGUCCCUCUCAGAAGCGAAUGUCCGAGACGUGUAUGGUGUAAUGUUGUCCGAAAGGAACGAGCCUGCCAAGAGCCUCGGCAGAGCCGCUGGAGUGCACAGCGCCGGUAAUCCAUCGAAGCAGAGAGGAGGCCUCGAAGUUGUCGAGCGGGAGAGAGAGCGGGACCGCGAUAAGGAGAAGGAGUACAGGCGAAACACAGCGUGCAAUAACUCCCUGGACUGUGUGCCGCAGCCGCUGGGUCGCAGUUACAGUUUCGUACAACAGCAGAAGCAGCAGCAGAAGAUGCAGCAGCAGUUGCAGCAACAGCAGCAGCAGCAACAGCAGCAGCAAGCUAGGAGGAGAGAACGGGACGACGAUUCCAUGCACGAACGUUACUUGAUGAUAAGUCAGACUCAUGAGCAAGGUAGACAGAGACUCAGUAGUAACACUAGUAGUAGCAACAGCAGCAACAGUAGCAGCAACAGUGCCGUGGGCGAGGAAAUUGAAGGCCACGCCGAGGGAGACGACAGCAAGAAGAAAAGGAGCAAUGGAAAUCCCAGUCCGCCACCGUCGCCGUUUUACGGCAACCUUCUGGCCGAUGCCGAUCAUUUGUUACCGUUGCAGCACUAUAUCCUUCAACAAGCGAAAUUAUCGGGUUGUUACAAGUUCGGAGAUCCCUUGUUGGUGGAAGAAGGAGAGGAUUCUCUGGACGAAGAAGGCGGCAGGGGCGAAGGUAUCGGCGGAAGAGGUGACGACGACUCUGACGAUCAAUUCGCCGACGAUGAGGCGGCUAGCAAUCAGGGCGAUUCUUCCAGUCAAGAGUAUCUUGAAGAUCAUUAUGCGGAUUUAGGAAAUUAUGAUACAGCAGGCUUAGCGACUUAUUACACGACAGCCGAUACUUUGACGAGGCCACAAGUGCGACCACCGUCACCACCGAAUAUAGUGUCGCAGAGGGAAGCAAGAGAUAGCGUCGUGACGACGAGACAAGUCUCUAUGCCCACCGUAAGCGCGACUCCGAGCCUCGGUAUGACGAAUGUCGACAACACUGACCUGGACGAAGCACGGAGAGACGACAGCACGGGCGGCGGCGAUAUCGAGAAGUACGCGCAGGACAAUCUCAAUCUAAACUGCGGCAGACCAAAGGGACUAAGACUGUUGUUUCGAAAGAAGUUCAGCGUGCGGGAUAUUCUCAGUUGGUCGAAGGACCCGAUACCGCAGCCGAUGCUCGCGAUGGUGGACGGUGAGAAGUUACUCAAGAGGGAAGCCUGCAACUUGUUCCGAUUGGUCCAGGUGUACAUGGGCGAUCGCAAGGCAAAUGUCGGCAUGACGUUGGAUGGCGUCGCCAUGGAUAUCGUAAACACCGCAUUCACGAAGCCGCCCCUGCGGGACGAGUUGUACGUUCAGAUUUGCCGACAAACAACGGAGAAUCCGCGGAAGGAGAGUUUGAGGCGCGGAUGGGAAUUGAUGGCUGUGUGUCUAGCAUUCGUGCCGCCUAGCGCGACGUUCGAGCCCUACCUGGAGGGUUACAUGAACAGGCAUCGCGAUCCUAACUUCCAGUUCCCCGAGGUCGCCAAGUGGCCGAUACACGUUCAGGUCAGCCACUACGCGACCGUAGCCUGCAGACGAUUGCAGCGGAUUGGUGUGCACGGCAAACGGCAACCUCGCAAGGCUACAGUGGAAGAUAUCGACCAAGCGAGGAUACAAAUCUUCCGCGCAUCCAUGUUCGGCGCGACGCUCUCGGAAGUGAUGGCUUUACAGAGGGACCGUUUCCCACACAGAGAGUUACCAUGGAUACAGACGACGCUGACACGUCAGGUGCUGGUGCGUGGCGGCACACUGACGGAGGGUAUCUUCCGGGUAUCCGCGGAUGCCGACGAGGUCAGUGCGUUAAAGUCCUGCUUGGACAGGUUCGAGGACGGCACUAUACUGGCAGCUUCUCAGGACGCGCACGCGCCCGCUUCCUUGCUAAAAUUGUGGGUACGCGAGCUGUACGAGCCGCUGAUACCGGAUUCCUUAUACAUCGAGUGCGUGUCGAUGCGGCACGACGACCCAGAAGCGUCCGCGGCGAAUGUGGCCGCGCUCGUUGACCGUUUGCCGGAUCUUAACCGUCGCGUGCUGUGUCAUCUAAUACGCUUCCUGCAGAUAUUCGCUCGACCGGAAGUGGUCGUUCGCACUAAAAUGGACGCCAAUAAUCUCGCGAUGGUGAUGGCGCCGAAUGUAUUGCGGUGCACGUCCCAGGAUCCCCGGGUAAUCUUAGAGAAUGCACGGAAGGAGAUGGCCUUCGUCCGCACUCUCAUCGAGUCACUAGACACCGCUUGGGUCGAUGAUCUUCACUGACCGCAUCCUAUCGCGCUAGAAAAAGGUCCGCUCUAGACUAUUAUGCCAAAUGAAUCAGCUGUAUAGUCAUGUCUAUGUUGUUAGUUAUCUCUCUUUCUCUCUCUCUCUCUCUUCCUCACACUGUUCUCAAUUUAUCACACUCUUGUUUGUCCAUCGUCACCGGUCUCCCCCUAUAGUCUCCCUAUAUAAAUGUUCUUCGUAACGGUAAUUCAGUGCUAAAGUCUUACCAAGCUAAUCAACCAAUCAACCCGCUCUUUAUAAUUUCCUAUUUAUUAUUUAUAUACAAAUUCUAUGUUAUAUAUAUAGAUAUAUAUAUAUACAUAUGACACACAGAUUAGAGAUUAUUAGAUUAUAUUAUGUAUAUCGCUCUAUAUCAUAUUAUAUAUUUUACCAACCCUUGUUACCGCGUCGAACAAACGUGGACGGCUUUUUUACUCGAUCAUUGUUGAAUCUCGUGUAAGAUAAAAGAAAAGAUCAUAUGUUACCGUGUAUAGCUGCGCUCCGCGAUGAUCUUUUUGUAUAAGCGACGGAUUAACGUGUAAAGCGUUUUAUCGGAGGAAUAAACACUGCGAAAGAUUAGCAAGC
Messenger RNA from Ooceraea biroi (clonal raider ant), 4949 nucleotides. RefSeq names its product MyTH4 and RhoGAP_KIAA1688 domain-containing protein RhoGAP93B (gene RhoGAP93B). Lineage: Eukaryota; Metazoa; Arthropoda; Insecta; Hymenoptera; Formicidae. Gene Ontology annotation, cellular component: cytoplasm; cytoskeleton. The record is from RefSeq and is a predicted model, not a curated record. Gene Ontology annotation, molecular function: GTPase activator activity; protein binding. Gene Ontology annotation, biological process: signal transduction.